Aureobasidium pullulans EXF-150 is the source of this 1395-nucleotide messenger RNA. RefSeq lists its product as uncharacterized. Lineage: Eukaryota; Fungi; Ascomycota; Dothideomycetes; Dothideales; Saccotheciaceae. The transcript is spliced from 2 exons. The record is from RefSeq and is a predicted model, not a curated record. The coding region runs from base 1 to 912 and encodes 303 amino acids.
AUGUCUUCCGAAAAUACCAAUACCGUCAAACGUCCGGUACGACAAGGCUCGAGGAUUGUUUGCGAAGAAGCUAUGUUAAUACUACUAUGCACGAUCGAACUCGAAAGGGAGCCACCGCUAGUACAUCUCUAUCGCCUCGAUCUUGCCCCCGCUUGGCCAGAUCACGAGACGGACACCAGGAUAACCUGGAAGCGUUCUACCAGUCACGGCUUUCACCAUGACUUGACCAUUUCGACUGUUUUCUCAUCCACAGAAUGUGUGCAGUUGAAUUUGUUACCCUCCAUCACUACACGGAGGAUUAUGUCACACCACGGAUCCACCGCCUCAUCUCUCUUCGUCCUGCCACUAGAGGUGCGACUCUUGAUCUACGGUCACCUCGCCGACGAACCCAUCUGUCCAUACAAAGGAAAUAUUCACGAUUCCAUACGAUCCGUGUCGAGAAGGAUUCGCGACGAGGCCACUCCAGUAUUGCUGAGACGGGUUCAUCUCUUUCUCGUCGCAAACCGGGAUGAGGUCCUCUCCACUUCCUACCUCUUCAAAUCUUCAACCUUUCAUUAUAUCGAGAUACCCUGGCUCUCGUUCAUCGGAUCAACCUAUUCACCUUGGCUUGAUCAAUUUGAUCAAAUCACUUUGUCGCAUCGCAGAUAUAUCGGAACAUGCAUCACCAAGAAGCGUCGAGAGAAAGCAAAGAUUCGUAUUUACAAGGACGAGAUGACAGAGAAGGCCUGGUUUCAAUACUACCAAAGAAAGACAGAAGAUUGGCUGGCCGACUUGGACUACUAUUCGAUGCAAGGACUUGACAGGAUUAUGGUCGGUUUCGAGGCUCAUUCGGAUAAAGUGAUGGAGUACUGGGCGAAAAUUAGGGAAGGAGAAGAAGAUUUUCCUGAAGACUUUAAGAUACCUCGAUUCUGAUAUGGGCAGAUGCUGCACAGCAUUCAUUCUUGUCUGACGGGACUUCGGUCGUCGCUGCAGACUCGAAUCCGCGCUGGAGUAUAUGACGCCGCGAACUCAACUACAAACACAAUUACCUCACUAUCUCCCUUGCAAGCUGCUACACACCCGCCUUCCUUCUUCAUGCUUCCAAACAUGUCGGAUCCAAAUCUCAAUACUACCUCGCUCAAGAUUCUGCCGUCGGAACAACGGCUGAUGGUCUACGGCCAGCUAUUCAAAGACAACUCACGGAUCAGUCACGUCUUCGAGAUCAUUCGAAUGAGACGGCUCCGCUGAUACUUCGUCAAGCGAGGAUGCGAAUUGGAAUGAUGCCUGAAGGACAGGAGUCACUGUUUCUCUUCCUCUAUUCCCUGGUUAUCAACACUUCAUAAGAAGAUGCCCAGGCUCAAGUUCACUCGAUCAACCUAUGUCCUCGACGCAGAAAUUCAAGAGGGCCGACUGCCU